UUAGUCGUGGUCACACGCCGCCAUGUUGUUCCUGUAGCCGWGAACACAACUGGAGGAAAAAACACUGCAGAAGUUUACUAUCGAAUCUUCUUCUGAGAGAGAGCUAUUUUGAGGGGCUCCUGUAUUGACGGUAGUGAGUGCUCGUUCUCUUUCCGCCCGAUUAUGACAACUGUGGCCGCCUUGGCAGGACUUGGCUCAGGAGCUACUAAGCGGACCUCAGACGAUUUACUUGCAAAUAUGGCUGGAAUAUCUAAUGACCAAAAAAAGCCAAGACUUGAUAAUYUAAGUACUCCUUCUAAAGUACUACACUUGCGCCAAGUUGUUGAGGAUGCUGUUGAUGCAGAAAUCAUAGCAUUGGGAAUUCCAUUUGGAAAAGUCACCAAUGUACUAAUUCUAAAAAAUAAAGGCCAAGCAUUUCUAGAGAUGGAGAAUGAAUCCAAAGCUAUUGCACUUAUGAAYUACUACGCCUAUAGGCCUCCUAUAGUAAGAGGACAUGAAGUUAUCAUACAGUACUCCAAUCACAGAGAACUAACAACAAACGAAAGACAACAUGCACCAGGGACAUCUCAUAUAUUAGCGGCAGCAGGGUCAGCUGACGUGGUAGCAGCAGCCAGUAGUGCAUUGUCUGGACUAAGUGCUGGUCAACUAGAGGCUGGUGCUAUGACCACCUCUCUUCCAGAUGCUAGUGUACCUGGAUGUAUUCUAAGGAUUGUUAUUGAAAGGAUGUUAUACAAUAUUAGCCUGGAUACGUUACACCAGGUUUUCUCAAAAUAUGGAACAGUCCUCAAAAUUGUCACUUUUGUAAAGAACAACCAGUUUCAAGCUCUAGUACAAUAUUCACAAUCCAGCGAGGCGUUGGCUGGAAAAAUUCAUCUUGAUGGUCAGAACAUCUACAAUGGAUGCUGCACAUUAAGAAUAGAAUUCUCUAAGCUUAGUAACUUGAACAUCAAGUACAAUAACGACAGAAGCAGAGAUUAUACACGCCCUGAAUUAAGUACAGGUGAACUCGAUAGUGGUCUGUCACUSUCAGGAUUAGGCAAUUCACCAGGAGUGCUUGGUAGCCCAGCAGCUCUUCUUGGCUUACCCUUAGGACUACCAUUAGCAAAUUUGGCAAUGGCUGGUAUGGGGCAGAAGUAUCAAGGGGGAAGUCCACUAGUUCUUGUCAGUAAUCUUAAUGAAGAGAUGAUUAGCUGUGAUGCACUUUUUACUUUGUUUGGUUGCUAUGGUGAUGUGCAGCGAGUAAAGAUUCUCUUCAACAAGAAAGAUACUGCGUUAGUACAGUUUUCAAAUGCACAACAGGCACAGACUGCUAUUGCMCACCUCAAUGGUGUACGUGUGUUUGACAAAGAUAUCAAAGUCACAAUGUCCAAGCAUUCGUCUGUCUCACUCCCAAAAGAAGGAGAGGACAACAACCUGACCAAGGAUUACAAUAACUCGCCUCUUCAUCGAUUCAAAAAACCAGGCUCCAAGAACUUUCAGAAUAUCUUUCCACCAAGCAAAAUGCUUCAUCUAUCAAACAUACCCGAGGGAGUAACAGAGGAAGAUCUUACCUCACUAUUCAGAGAAGCAGGAGAGGUUAUCGACUUCAGAUUUCUACCGAAAGACAGAAAAAUGGCUCACUUAUCAAUGUCAUCAACUGAAGAAGCAAUUUCAGCUCUCAUAAGCAUGCACAACUACAAAAUUAGCGAGACACAUCACUUAAGAGUGUCAUUUGCAAGGUCAUCCAAUUAAAUGGCAUUCAAUUGUUUUGUAGUAUAAUAGGCCAUUAAUGUAGCAAUGCAAUCAUAUUCUCCUAACACUAUCAUUAUCUUGAAAAGUUCCCAGGUACACUUGUUUACAAUCAUAAUUUACCCAAUGUAUAUAUAAAUACAGUCUGAAACUGCUACAUUUUUUUAUAAUUACACCUCUAGGCGAGUAUAUUACGAGCUGAUYGGCCAUGAGGGCAAAGAUUGCAGUUUGUAGACCAAGAGGUCUAAUUGUUUUGGUAUUACCAUACUAAUAGGACAAAAAAAUGAAUGAAAUAUAUUUAAAUAU
Exaiptasia diaphana is the source of this 2034-nucleotide messenger RNA. RefSeq names its product polypyrimidine tract-binding protein 1. Lineage: Eukaryota; Metazoa; Cnidaria; Anthozoa; Actiniaria; Aiptasiidae. Gene Ontology annotation, biological process: regulation of RNA splicing. Gene Ontology annotation, cellular component: nucleus. Bases 163 to 1731 code for a protein of 522 amino acids. Gene Ontology annotation, molecular function: mRNA binding. The record is from RefSeq and is a predicted model, not a curated record. The transcript is spliced from 20 exons.